This is a messenger RNA of Theobroma umbraticum, 2047 nucleotides long. RefSeq lists its product as uncharacterized. NCBI's taxonomy places the organism in Eukaryota, Viridiplantae, Streptophyta, Magnoliopsida, Malvales, Malvaceae. Gene Ontology annotation, molecular function: zinc ion binding. The record is from RefSeq and is a predicted model, not a curated record.
GGUACUUGCGAAGUUGGAUAAAACAUCCGGCGGUUAAGUUUCUUGCAUUCCACUACACUAGAGUGUAAUUUGCCGCAAAAGAAUCUAAUUGGCUCGACGUGAUGACGUCACGGUCUAUUAUCUUCAGAAGUCCGGCGGCGCUUCUGGGGGCAAGUAGAAAAUAAAAAACACGAAGUACAGUAGCGUGGAAAAUGUACUGACGGAGUUGGACUUGGAAUGGCAGCAACUUGCGACUGGAAAAAGGAGGAAACAAAUUUAAAAUUAAAAAAUAAAAUAAAAUAAUUAUCUGAGGGCCCUCCAAACAGUGCACUCAUUCUUGUUCGCAUGAUUGCUGUUUCCUUUUUUGUAUUUCCAAAAUUGAAUUCAAUCUAGAGUUUUUUGCUCAUUAGUUUUAAUUUUAUUUCGUUUCGUGGGAGGAGGAGAUGGAGAAGUCAGUUGCUGAACAUCAGCGCAAUGAAGCAUCUUCUUCAGAUCCUCCGAAUCAUGCUCAGGGUGGUGAUGGUUUUGAGGUAUGCAUUGAUAUGGAGAAAAGCAUAGAAGCCUCUCAUCAGACUAAACGGCCGAAUCUCUCCUCUUUGCAAAUACCUUCAAGGUCUUUGGAAAGUUCUUUCUAUGAUUUUACGAGUGUAGAUAUUCCUUCUGACCCAAGUCCUAGUUCUACUAAAGCAGGGCUGCCUCCUAGACCACAUUCGGCUAAAAUCAGAUCCUCUGUUAGAAGUAUCGUUCCCCAAAGGAGCUUUAGGGCAAACAAUAUGUGCCAAAAAGGUGAGAAGAUGGUUCUAAUUGUUCCAGACACACCUCCAUCUGAUGGUUCUUGGGAGAAGCCUUCUACUUCAAGGUCAUUUUCUCUCAACAAAGUUUUGUUCCCUUCAACAAAGGCAGCACAUUCUUUACCAGUUACACCAAUUGCGUAUUCAGGUUCAAAGUCUAUACCGGAAAGACAUAUAGAUGCUCAAUCUCAUGUUUCUAAGUCAGUAGCUCAGCAGCUUAUGACACGCUCAUUAUCUGUACCAGUUCAUGUUAAACCUAGAAGUAUAAGGCGAGCAGACUCUGGGCGAGGUCUGGUCCGUGUAAUUUCAGCAACCUCUCAUCCUGUGCCAGUUGAGGGUGCCUUGCCAAAUGAUGUUCCUUCAACAGAAAUCACUAGUGAAGAUGUAGGUGAAGACAUUCCUGAAGAAGAAGCAGUAUGCAGGAUUUGUUUGGUCGAGCUUGGUGAAGGAGGUGAGACUCUGAAGAUGGAGUGUAGCUGUAAAGGAGAGCUUGCACUUGCUCACAAAGAGUGUGCAGUGAAGUGGUUUAGCAUCAAAGGAAACAAGACAUGUGAUGUCUGCAAGCAAGAUGUUCAGAAUCUGCCGGUAACAUUAUUAAAAAUGAAUGAUCCACGGAUUGUUACCAGACGACCUCCUACUGUGCCACAACAGGCUCAGGUUGGUCGUUUCAGGGUCUGGCGGGAUGUACCAGUUCUGGUCAUGGUCAGCAUAUUGGCUUACUUCUGUUUUCUGGAACAACUUCUUGUGUCUGACUUGGGUCCACGUGCUCUAGCCAUCUCAUUACCAUUUUCCUGUGCUUUAGGUCUUUUUUCCUCUACAAUUGCUUCAACAAUGGUGAGCAGGAGUUACAUAUGGGCCUAUUCUUCCUUCCAGUUUGCGAUGGUUAUCCUGUUCGCUCACAUCUUCUAUACAGUACUUGAGGUGAACGCGGUUCUUUCUGUCCUCCUUUCAUCGUUCACUGGGUUCGGUAUUGCAAUUAGUACAAAUUCUCUUCUGGUGGAAUACCUUAGAUGGAGAAGAAGAAGACAUACGCAAUCUCCCCAACAGCGUAUAAAUGGAACCCUGCAGCAGCGGCAGCACCGAGUACAACAGCCAGAAAACCAACCGGACAGUAACCAGCAACGGCAACCAUGAGACCAACAUCAGUCUAUUUGAUAGUCACAAUGUUAGACCCACUGGUAGUUCAAGGCGGUAACAAACCAUUAUGUUAAACCUCUUUAGUCUGUAAAGAUGUCUUAAAACUUUGGUUUUCCUUGAAGGUAAGAUAUUUUGACUAA